This is a messenger RNA of Brassica napus (rape), 2451 nucleotides long. RefSeq lists its product as uncharacterized. The record is from RefSeq and is a predicted model, not a curated record. The coding region runs from base 345 to 1451 and encodes 368 amino acids. Lineage: Eukaryota; Viridiplantae; Streptophyta; Magnoliopsida; Brassicales; Brassicaceae. The transcript has a single exon.
UAAAUGUUAAAAAAUAUUAACCACUGAAUCUUUAAAAUAAUAUUAAAGUAUAUAAAUGUUAAAUCACCAUCAAGCUCUAGUUAACAAGUCAAAGUACAUGUUUUGUAUUUGAUGACUUGCUUACCAUGUUUGAACCAGCAUAACAAAAUAAGGUACACAAAUAUAUACAUAUAUGGGGCAAAAAAUCCUUUACCAAUAUUUAUUUCCAUGAAUCUACUCCAACAAAUAUAGAAAAUAUGAUAACUUGGUGUGCAAGGCCGCCUCAUACAUGUAUUAAUGGAGGGUUUUACUCUUUUUUUUUUCUCUCUCUUUAAUCUCUUUUGCUACUCGCUUUACUAAUAUACAUGUCUCUAUUUCUGAGUCGGCUCCGCCUUGGGAAACAAGGGUUGUUGAGAAGAUCAUCUCUUCUUAUUUUCUCCAAUGGCUUUUCAUCAUCUUCCUUGCAUCAAACCCCUCCUUGUAAUAUCCUCGGCGCUAAACCUUGUGGAGAGGGUCUCGGGAAACUCAUCAUCAAGAAUGCUAAUGAACGUGACGCUACUGAACUGGAAAAGAAAGUGCCAAUGGAUUUGGUGUAUAAUAAUCAUGGUAACGAUACCAUCGUUGGGGCAUCUCAUGGCUGGAUAGCUACUCUCAAGGACGACGGAAUCCUUCGUCUCCAAGACGAUCUCAACCCAUAUGCAUCUUAUACAGAACCGAAACACAUCCCUCUGCCUCCCCUUGUAACCAUGAGACACUGCCAAACCAAAAUCGUCACCAACGUCUCAAUGUCCUCAUCUUGUCCGGAUGAUGAUGAGAAUUGUGUUGUGGCUGCUAAGUUCUUGGGAGCUCAGCUCAGCUUUUGCAAACCAGCCUCUCAGAGUAGUAAACCAGAGUGGACCAACAUCAGGAUCAAAAACCCUUGUUUCUACUCCUCACGUGUCGUGUUCUCCAAGAAAGAGGAGAUGUUUCGUAUUCUCGGAUAUGGAGGCCACCUCAUGGGGUCAUGGGAUCCCUGCAAACCCAGCGAGGACCCCAAGUUGCAGAUCUUGCAUUUCCAAAAGAUUCCUAAGCUGCCGAAGGCCACACGCGAGCUUAUGGAUUCGUGUUGCAAGAGCGAGCACUUGGUGGAGUCACCAGCUGGUGAGACUUUCUUGGUUAAGAUGUACAGGAAGACAUCCGAGAUCAGCAAGGGUGGUAUUGCAAAAAUGAAGACGAGAGCUUUAAUGGUGUUCAAGAUAGAUGAAGAAGGAAACGCUGUCCACACUCAAGACAUAGGAGAUCUAGUCAUUUUCCUCUCGGAUUCUGAACCAUUCUGUGCCUCUGCUGCUUCCUUUCCUGGCUUGCACUCAAACCACGUUGAGUUCUUGGAAGCUUUCAACGAAGUCGCAUAUAUCGAUCUGUCUGGUCACGCCUUCAUUAGCUAUAUUGAUUCUCACUUCCCUGCUUACUAUAUUCCACCUCAAAAAAUCUAGAAAACUAGUUUGGAAUUGAUGGCUGAGUCUUACCUCUUGGUGUUUGCUAAGUGCAGUCUGUUUUUAAUAUUUCUGGAGUUUUUGCAUUUGUUCCUUUGUUAUGAUUAGAGAACUGAUUGGCUCAAUUCUUCAACAACAAAACCUCUUAAUUAAAAGACCAGUUAACACAACAAAAUUCUCUGUACACAUCUCACAACUCUUUUUUAGUAAAUUUUUUCAGGGUUAUUUCGCUUCAGAAGGUAACUCGAAAAGAAGAAAAUUAACAAAGCUUUAGUUGUGAGAUGUACGUAACGUCAGAGCUCCUCACGCCUCAGGGAUGAUAUGGAUUUUUAUCUCCAUAGUUCCUUGUAACCUGCGUUUACAAACCACACUAUUGAGUGAGCAAAUGUCAUCCGACAAAUUAAUCAGGUACAUAACAUUAGCUAGCUGCUGAUGCCAAUCAAUGCCUUCCAUGUCCCUGAUACAAAACAUGUACUUGUCUCAAAAACCUCUUUCAUUUUUCAUUUUUUUGUAGUAAGAUUUGUUUUGAUCUUUACUACACAGUUAAACCAACUUGGCGAGAAGGCAUCCUUUUGUAUUAACGGAGGGUUUUCCCUGGACAUCAGUCCAUCACCAUUCUUUAAUUGUUUUUUUUUUCUUUCAGUCAACAAGAAGAUACGAUCAUUAGAUAUUUGAGGUUCGUGCAUAAUAAGAUACGAGAUGCACCACCCUAGUGAAGGCAUCGGCCUUAUUGGGUCUGAACUUUUACUCUCUUGACCCAAACAGCCCACAUUUCAACAAUGACUACAAAAUCAAGUCAUGGAAAAUAUCAUACAUCAACGGAUUUGGUGAUCGCAUUUGAGUAGUCUGAGGUUGUGUGGAAUUAUAUAAAUAUGACAAGUGGUCUUAUUCUCGGUAUUAUGUUAAAACUUUUUUUUUCUCAUAACUUAAUUAAUGAUAUCAUGAUUUCAUGCGAAUUGUUAUUUUAUCUUUUGGCAUCCAUAAACGUUUUUAGAAGAUA